Messenger RNA from Capsaspora owczarzaki ATCC 30864, 1757 nucleotides. RefSeq lists its product as hypothetical. The transcript has 3 exons. Bases 33 to 1421 code for a protein of 462 amino acids. The record is from RefSeq and is a predicted model, not a curated record. NCBI's taxonomy places the organism in Eukaryota, Filasterea, Ministeriida, Capsasporidae.
CCUACAAACAAACAAACAAACAAAUCUCAGAGAUGCACGUCGUUCUGCACUUUGACGUCAACAAGACGGUCGUGAUGGACGACGCUGCUGGAUCCAAGGACUUUAUUGACAUCCUGAACGAGGUCCUGGCCGAGUCGUGCUGGGGCCGAGUGGCAUUGAACGGACGGGGAGCACCGACUUCUGCCGAUCCUGCGACUGAUCCCGCGCCGCCAGCGAGCUCACCCAAGCGCAAGUCAAGCAGGACGGAAUCCAUGGCCAAAGCGGCGGAGGUGGCGCCGGUCGCAUCGACGUGGACAAUCUUGGCAGAUUGCGAGAUUCAAUCCGAGUCACCAGAGCCAGACAAUCCGGCCGUCAUGAAUUACAGCGACUAUGUCCACAAGAUCCUGUAUCCAAUGAGCGAGAUCAGGAAGGACGACGCGUCGCCGCAGGAUUUCGAGGCACAGCUCGCAGACACCAAGGCGACCAAGCUCAAGCGCGCGGAACUGAUCACCAGAUUCACGCAGAGGGGCCAGCCGGGCCAUGCACUCGCCAGCAAGAUUGAAGAGCUCGAUGCUGCGCUGACGGCGUCGGCAUCGUCAUCGUCGUUGUCCCCGGAGAGCGAUGCAACGGCCCCUCGCAGAAUCACCCGCAAGCGAGCGCACGAACCCGAGCGCUACGUGCUCGUCCCUGCGUUCCUGGAUCUGCUCGUGUUUCUUGACAAGCAUCGUCUGUUCCAUAGCCAGGCUCCCGCUGAGUUGGACGCCGGCGGCAACGAUCCAAGAGGCACAACAUUUAGCAUUGCGUUUCGCACGUUCGGCGACGACAUUCAGCGCAUCAUUCAAGACUUGAAUCGCUUUUGCGAAGGCCGCCAUCCCAUGUAUCCGCAGGUCCGAUUGGAUGGGUCGAAUGGUUCUGCGGACUUACGGAUCCUGAAUAAUGACGCGGUCGGCUGCUUUUAUCGAUGCGGACCAUCGUCGGAUGACUCGUAUCUGAUUCAGGGCACGAUCGAAAAGCCACCGCGGAUGGCAGCGGGCAUCCAACAUUACGCUGACAACCAUCCCGGCUUGCCAGUGAUCCAAGGAUUUGCGGCGAUUCAUGCGGCGAUUGGCGCGCUAGUAUGCACGCAUUCAUGCAUUGCGCUGCGUGACUACUUUGAGUGGUGGAGCGCGAACAGAGAGAGUAUUAGCUCGGGCAAGCUGUUGCUGGUUGGCGACGACUUGCCGUUCGAAAGCAUGUUUUUCGAUGACAAUUUCCGUGACGACGAGAAAGGCCAUAUCAAGAACAUUGUUGAUGUUCGAGACAUGGCAACCGAGGAGGCCGUUCACGUCUCAGAGAGCAUCAACCGCCACGUAUUUACGGUCAAGCCGUUCGGAGUGAUUACCGACCGCCGUUACUUUAUCCGCCGCGUCUGCCAGCGUUUCGACCUGACGAACGUUGCGUGAAUGGCUCUGCUUCGAGUCUUGACCCUGAGCAUGGCCUGCAUCACGAGUUAGGAGUUAGGUGUGCCAAGAAAUGGAUGCUCAAGUAUCUUUUUAACUUACGAGGAUAGUGAAGCAUGAGGACGGCGGGAGGAGGGGGGGGGGAAGGGUUUCAAGGCCGGCCCCCUUUUGCCAGCCUGCAUUAUACUCCUUGUACUUGUCCCCUCUCAAUGCCAACCCUUGUCUCCUUCUCGCAGUACCGUAUUACAGUAUUAAUCCCCCCCCCCUCCCUGCCGUCCUCUUUGUUGUUUGUCUGAAAUUCUCAGUCCCAACUCCUAAAUCCACCCCACUUCGUCCACU